CCCUUGGGUCCAAGAGUGAUGAACGCGCUGCGAGCAGACCCCAAAUCGGUGGAUGUCAGAGCACAGGCGCAAUGGUUCUACGGCAUAGGAGAGAGGGUGCUCGAGUUGUUCGAGGAGGAAGGGGCGGUGGAAGUGUUGAGUGAUACGUUCCAAAAGCGCGCCAUGGAGAUUGCAGACAAGGCGCAAAACACCCGCACUGUUCAGCAGGGCGCAGGCAGUGGCGAUUUCCUGGGCACUCUGGAUGAAACAGAACGAUCACGCAAUCGACUCGCUAACGAGUGCGCAGUGUUCCGUGCUGCUCACGAUGGCACUAAUGCCGUGAAGAAGUGGCUUGACCACACCAGCAAAACAUAA
Neohortaea acidophila is the source of this 354-nucleotide messenger RNA. RefSeq lists its product as uncharacterized. Gene Ontology annotation, cellular component: GINS complex. The record is from RefSeq and is a predicted model, not a curated record. The transcript has 3 exons. The annotation marks the transcript as partial. Gene Ontology annotation, biological process: mitotic DNA replication initiation. NCBI's taxonomy places the organism in Eukaryota, Fungi, Ascomycota, Dothideomycetes, Mycosphaerellales, Teratosphaeriaceae.